CCUCUAUUUCUCUCUUUCCUGUGCAGAUGGCUCUUCUUCUUCAAAUCUGCCGGCAGCCAGCUUUCGUUUGUCCAAUCAUCAUCAUCAUCAUCUCUCAUGGCUUCCAAAUCCUUUCAUCUCACCAUUUUUCUAAGUCUUCUUCUCUCUCACCUUUUCAAACGCAGAACGAUUCUUCUUCCUCAAAAACUCGCCAGCGAAGUCUUUUUCUCUUUCUCCGAUCAUCAUCAUCAUCUGUCAUGGCUUCCAAGUCCUUCAAUCAUCACCAAGCCUCCACCUUUUCCCUCAUCUUCUAUUGCUCCCUCCAUUUUCGAUUUCUCUUUCUAUUUCUGAUCUGCAAUUCAUGGUUGUCUGUGAAGAUCGAAGCGAGUGAGCACUCAAAUCAGCAUAGAUGAAGCCUGAUCCAGCGAGUGGUGAUAGUGGUGAUGGCUACGUGCAACGACGGCGACGAUCGGAAAACGGUAACUCACCAGUUUGCACUUGAACUGGUCGGAGAUCCAUGUGCAACCAAAAAUCAGUUCACACACCUGAAAAGAGACCAAGCCGCUCCUUUUGUAAUCGGCCCAAAUCCCUCACAUCGGGCCUUCCUUGGCAGACACAAGUUUCGUAAGACUAGGUCCAUUUUGGUUUAGAGCUACGGCUUGAUUCUUGGUUGAAAAGUAGGGGUCUCUGAAGGGUAUAAAUAGGUUUUAAGUAGAGGGUUUUUGGGGCUUUUGCUUUUGGAAUAUUGGAAAAAAUCUGGAAUGGCGGUUGAAAGGGAGGAGAAGCACUUUCGGAGGUAUUAGAAGGAGCACCCGGUUGGAGAGGGUUCCCAGCUGAAUAGAGCUCACUGUUUCUGGGUAUCUCAUUUUAGGCAAUUUUCUGAAAAUAGAGGGGUUUUGGGAUAAGGUGGCGAAGGUGAUGAAUGGAGCCUGGUCUUGUGGGUGGGUGGGAUCCCUCCUUUUGGAAAUGGAUCCGCCUUUCUCCUGAAAUUUCCACCUUGGAUUUUCUUUUUCUUUUUUUUUCCUCUUUGAUGUACUAUGAUAUUCUGGUGAUUAGUGCUGAAAUUUGUAUGAAAUUAUUGAGAAAUGAAUGAUAGAUUUGUUG
Molecule: messenger RNA, 1083 nt
Organism: Rubroshorea leprosula
Lineage: Eukaryota; Viridiplantae; Streptophyta; Magnoliopsida; Malvales; Dipterocarpaceae
Source: the annotation of a GenBank genome assembly